AUGAUUGUAUCAAAGAGCGAAUGCUACAGUUUUGUUAUGCAUGGGGCAAGAGGUAAAUGGACCUCAGUUUUCGCAUCGUUUCUUAUCAUGGCCACUUCUGGUGCAAAAUACCUUUUUCCAAUCUACUCCAACAAUAUCAAGAGAAAUCUUGGAUACAGCCACUCAAUGCUCAGUACAUUGAGCACAUGGAAUGAAAUUGGUUCAAAUGCUGGGAUUUUGUCUGGACUUGUAGCCGAAGUCACUCCCACAAAGUUCAUGUUAGCAGUGAGCUCUGUCGCCAACUUCUUAAGCUACCUCAUGAUAUGGCUAGUUGUCACCGAAAAGGUUCACAAGCCACAAUUUUGGCUCAUGUGUGUCUACAUGUUCAUUGGGGCCAAUGCUCAGAACUUUGCAACCACAACAUCUCUUGUCACUUCCGUCAAGAAUUUUCCAGAGAGGCGAUCUAUGAUGUUGGGUCUCUUGAAGGGUUACUUUGGGCUUAGCGGGCCUAUACUUACUCAAAUUUACGUAUUCAUUUAUGGGGAUGAUUCAACAUCUUCAAUUCUUCUAGCAGCGUGGCUCCCAACAUCAAUAUCACUAUUAGUAAUGUACACACUUGGAGAGAAGGCGGUUAAGAUUAAUCAACCGAAUGAGCUUAAAGCUUUUUAUCACUUUCUCUAUCUAUCUGCUGUGCUUGCUGUGUAUUUGAUGACCAUGGCGCUAGUUAAAGAAUAUGUGGCCUUUUCCCGAGUGGGCAAUGUUGGAAGUGCACUAGCGUUGUGCAUCUUCUUGUUUGCACCUGUUGUGGUCGCCUCUCGACAAGAAGUAUUCAUUUGGAGGCAAAUGAAAGCACCUCCCACUACAAUAAUUGUUGAAAGCCCUCAAAGCGUUGAGCAAGAACAAAACUCUUCAGCUGAUCAAGCGGAAGAGGAUACUAUUAUUGUUGAGGAAGAACAAAAUUCUUCAACUGAUCAAGCAGAAGAAGAUAUAAUUAUUGUUGAGGAAGAACAAAAUUUUUCAGCUGAUCAAGCGGAAGAAGAUACAAUUAUUGUUGAGGAAGAACAAAAUUCUUCAGAGGAGACAAAAACAUCUUUCUUUGCAACCAUUUUUAACAAACCAGAGAGAGGACAAGACUACGGAAUAUUGCAAGCAUUAUUGAGCAUUGAUAUGCUUAUUAUCUUGCUUGCAACAUUAGUUGGAGUUGGCUCUUGCUUGACGGCCUUAUACAACAUGUCGGAAAUUGGUGAUGCCCUUCAAUAUGAGCCUAAGGCGGUAAUCAUCUUAUUGUUGCUGAUUAACUUAUGGAAUUUUGCGGGGCGAGUGUUAUGUGGUUUCAUAUCUGAAAAAUUAGUUAUGAAAUAUAAAGUUCCUCGCCCCCUUAUGUUAUCAGCAAUUCUUUUUCUCUCGUGCAUCGGGCUAUUGCUCAUCGCGUUUCCCUUCAAGGAUUCACUGUUUUUGGCGUCAGCAAUCAUUGGUUUUACACUUGGUGCACAACUGCCACUUGUUUUGGCCAUAAUUUCUGACAUCUUUGGCCUUAAGCACUAUUCUACUUUGUUCAAUUGUGGACAAAUGGCAGGUUCAGUUGGCUCAUAUUUGUUAAAUAAGGAGCUCACUGGAAGCAUUUACAAUGUAGAGGCAAUGAAGUUGCAUGGAAUGGAGGGUUUGGGAAAGCCACUGGUUUGCACGGGAAAAAAAUGUUUUGGCCUAUCUUUUACAAUAAUGGCCAUUGGAACAUUUUUUGGAGGUCUAAUUUCCUUGAUUCUGGCUACAAGAACGCAAGAAUUUUAUAAAGGUGAUAUACACAAAAGGUACAGAGUUACCAACGAGAAGACUAAGGUGGCAUCAUCUUUAACUGAAGAGGUGGCUGUCGAAUGA
Messenger RNA from Alnus glutinosa, 1854 nucleotides. RefSeq lists its product as uncharacterized. The transcript has a single exon. The record is from RefSeq and is a predicted model, not a curated record. Bases 1 to 1854 code for a protein of 617 amino acids. Gene Ontology annotation, biological process: transmembrane transport. Gene Ontology annotation, molecular function: transmembrane transporter activity. Lineage: Eukaryota; Viridiplantae; Streptophyta; Magnoliopsida; Fagales; Betulaceae. Gene Ontology annotation, cellular component: membrane.